UUUCUUAGCUCAAUUGUUCAACCACUUGGACCCUGAGUGCGACACACACAUUCACAACAAUCGGUAAGUCACAGCCCCCCCAGCGCCCAAAUAGGCGCUCCUAAAAAUAAGCAGCAUGCAUGGAGCGUGGCGCAUCUGUUGCGCUGCCGCAGCUCUGACCAAUCCCCGUCCCAUCCUCUCCGUAAACCGACCCCGGCUGCCGUUAUCCCUAUGGAUGAACAAAUAGACUAUGAUCACAGCGGCUGAGUGACGCGGCCCUGGCUCCUUUAUAAACCCAAGUCCUGCCUCUCUCGACAGUCAAGUCAAACAGUCUCAGUGCUGGUCCAGCUCUGCUGACACCAAAAAACCUUCUACUUUCCAAACUCAACUCUACUCGGGGCCAUAUUAAAAAAGAAAGGAAGGACCUAUCAAGAAGGUGCCAAUUAAAAGAGAGAGCAGCAGCUGCCUUGCGCGUUACGUCGGAUAAAUUCAUCCAUCACUGGCCUGACAGAGGCGAACUCUUCGCAAGGGCAUCCGAAAAAAAAAAAAAAAAAAAAAAAUCUCCAGGCUGCUUAUCAAACUCCUCCGAGUUUGAACUUUCCUCCGCUUGUCAUCCACCUGCGAAAGUUUUUUUUUUUUGCGCUGCGCCGAGCGCACAAUUCAACAGGCGAGUGUCACCGCGGUAUAAAAGUGGAGACGGAAAACGCCAUCAUGAUGAGCAAUAACUACAGCGACGAGCCGCAGCAUUACCAGGCCACCGACUUUGGGGAAGAGGACGACGAGAUGCCAGCCACGGAGAAGGACCUGGCCGAGGACGCGCCAUGGAAGAAGAUCCAGCAGAACACCUUCACCAGGUGGUGCAACGAGCACCUCAAGUGCGUCAACAAGACCGUCACCGACCUGCAAAGGGAUUUUACUGAUGGGCUAAAACUCAUUUCACUGCUGGAGGUUCUGAGCCAGAAGAAAAUGUACAAAAAGCACCACGUCAGGCCCAACUUCCGUCAGAUGAAGCUGGAAAAUGUUUCAGUGGCGCUGGAGUUUCUGGACAGAGAGCACAUCAAACUGGUUUCGAUUGAUAGCAAAGCCAUAGUGGAUGGGAAUCUAAAGCUCAUCCUGGGUCUUAUCUGGACUCUCAUCCUCCACUACUCUAUCUCCAUGCCCAUGUGGGACGACGAGGAUGAUGAGGAGGCCAAGAAGAUGACCCCCAAGCAGCGCUUGUUGGGCUGGAUCCAGAACAAGGUGCCUCAACUGCCCAUCACCAACUUCAACCGUGACUGGCGAGAUGGCAAGGCCCUGGGAGCUCUGGUGGACAACUGUGCUCCUGGUUUAUGUCCUGAUUGGUCGGAGUGGGACCCAAACCAGCCUGUGCAGAAUGCCAAAGAAGCCAUGCAGCAGGCCGAUGAUUGGCUGGGUGUGCCCCAGGUCAUAGCACCUGAGGAGAUUGUGGACCCAGAUGUGGACGAGCACUCGGUCAUGACGUACCUCUCUCAAUUCCCCAAAGCCAAACUGAAGCCUGGUGCUCCACUCAAAUCCAAACAGCUUUUCCCAAACAAAGUUAAAGCCUAUGGACCUGGUAUUGAGCCCCAUGGUAACAAGGUGCUCCAACCAGCUGUGUUUACUGUGGACACUCUGGAAGCUGGAAGCGGUGAAGUCCUGGUCUAUGUGGAGGAUCCUGAAGGACACAAGGAAGAGGCUAAAGUUAAACCCAACAGAGACAAACAAGGCACUUACACUGUCACUUAUCUUCCCAAAGUUGAGGGUGUUCACAAGGUAAGAAACGCUGCGGCUUCUUGUGUCCCUGAGUGGAAACUUUUAUUGCCCUUGCUAUUACUAACAGCUGCCAGCUGCUGGCUACUCUCAUUUACUUUUUGUUUGCUAAACCUUUCUUGGUUAAAUUCCUUCUUUUUCUUUCUUUUAGCUAUGAAUCCAAACGCCUGUAGAGCUACAGGCAGAGGGCUUCAGCCUAAAGGUGUGAGAGUAAAGGAGGUAGCAGACUUUAAAGUUUACACCAAGGGAGCAGGCAGUGGAGCUCUGAACGUCUCAGUCAAAGGACCAACCGGAGCAGAGGAGCAAGUCAAAGUGCGUGAUGCAGGAAAUGGUGUGUACGAAUGUGAAUAUUUCCCCCUUAAACCUGGUAAAUACACAGUCAGCAUCACAUGGGGAGGCCAGCCUAUUCCACGCAGCCCUUUCGAAGUCGAAGUGGGUGCAGAGGCUGGUCUUCAGAAGGUGCGGGCCUGGGGUCCUGGCCUAAAGACUGGCAUGGUGGGUAAAUCUGCUGACUUUGUCGUUGAGGCCAUCAACACAGAAGUAGGAACUCUAGGCUUUUCUAUCGAGGGUCCAUCACAGGCUAAAAUUGAAUGUGACGACAAGGGUGACGGCUCCUGCGACGUACGCUACUGGCCCACAGAGCCUGGUGACUAUGCUGUCCAUGUGGUUUGUGAUGAUCAAGACAUAAAGGACAGCCCUUUCAUUGCCCACAUCCUCCCUGCGGCCAAUGACGUCUUUCCUGAAAAGGUAAAAGCCUAUGGACCCGGUCUGCAGCCAACUGGUGUCACUGUGAACAAACCGACUGAAUUCACCAUCGAUGCACGCAUGGCUGGAAAGGGUCAGCUCAAGAUCUAUGCUCAGGAUGCUGAGGGCUGCACAAUCAAUAUCAAGAUCACAGACAAGGGAGACGGCACCUUCCUGUGUGUGUACACUCCUGUCAAAGCCAUAAAACACACCAUCAUUAUUACCUGGGGUGAGGUCAAUGUACCCAACAGCCCCUUCAGGGUGCUGGUUGGAGAGGGUUCUCACCCAGAGAAAGUCAAGGUCUAUGGACCAGGAGUGGAGAAGACGGGUCUUAAGGCUAACGAGCCGACAUACUUCACAGUGGACUGCAGUGAGGCUGGUCAAGGAGACAUCAGCAUUGGCAUCAAGUGUGCCCCGGGGGUUGUUGGUCCGGCAGAGGCAGACAUUGACUUUGACAUCAUCAAAAAUGACAAUGACACCUUCACUGUCAAGUACACUCCCCCCGGUGCAGGCAAAUACACCAUCAUGGUAUUGUUUGCUGACCAGGAAAUUCCCGUCAGUCCAUUCAAAGUCAAAGUAGAUCCUUCUCAUGAUGCCGGCAAGGUGAGAGCUGAAGGCCCAGGUCUCAAUAAAACAGGAGUGGAGGUGGGCGCUCCAACCCACUUCACCAUCUACACCAAGGGAGCUGGGAAAGCAAAGCCUGAGGUGCAUUUUGCAGCAUCGGGCCCAGGGGAGGCUGUCCGUGACUUUGAGAUCAUUGAUAACCACGAUUACUCCUACACAGUCAAGUACACUGCUCUUCAACAGGGGAAUAUGGCCAUUUCGGUGACUCAUGGUGGAGACCCUAUUCCCAAAAGCCCCUUUCACAUCACAGUCGCACCUCCCCUGGAUAUUGGAAAGGUGAAAGUGGAAGGAUUAGACACCAAAGUGGAGGUGGGCAAGGAUCAGGAGUUCUCAGUUAACACAAAGGGAGCUGGUGGGCAGGGAAACGUAGGUGUCAAGAUGACCUCGCCCUCGGGCCGACCAAUUCCAUGCAAAUUGGAAACUGACAAAGCCAAAGGAGUCCACAGUGUCAAGUAUUUUCCUCCAGAGGAGGGCCACUACAAGGUUGAUGUCAGCUAUGACGGCAACCCGGUGAUGGGAAGCCCCUUUGGGGUUGAGGCAGUAAUGCCAGCUGAUGCUUCAAAGGUGAGAGCCUUUGGCCCGGGUCUUAAGAAAGGCAUUGUUGGCCAACCCGCCCCAUUUACUAUUGACACAAAGGCAGCUGGUGCAGGAGGUCUGGGCCUGACUGUGGAAGGUCCUUGUGAAGCUAAAAUUGAGUGUCAGGACAACGGUGAUGGCACAUGCUCAGUGACCUACCUGCCUACUGAGCAGGGGGAAUACGCCAUCAAUAUCCUGUACGCAGAGCAACACAUUCCUGGUUCUCCAUUUAAGGCCGCUGUGCGUCCAGCAUUCGAUCCCAGCAAGGCAACAGCGUUCGGUCCUGGUCUAGAAAAGGCCAGAGCAGGCGAACCAGCUACCUUUACUGUGGACUGCACCAGAGCAGGUGAUGCUGAGCUCACCAUAGAAAUCGUGUCAGACAAUGGGGUCAAGGCUGAAGUUCACAUCCAGAAAACCGCAGACGGGACCUUCUCCGUGACAUACAUCCCACCAUUCCAUGGCAGACACACCAUCACCAUCAAGUACGGUGGACAAGUCAUCCCUCAGUUCCCCAAAGUUCUGCAGGUGGAACCAUCCGUGGACACCAGCGGUGUGCAUGUGUAUGGACCAGGAGUGGAGCCCAGAGGGGUCCUUAGAGAAGUCACAACCCACUUCAUCGUUGAUGCCCGAGCCCUCAACAAGGUUGGAGGAAAUCAUGUGAAAGUACACAUCAUCAGUCCGUCUGGCACCAAUACUGACAGCUACAUCACUGAUAAGGGAGACGGCACUUACCGAGUGGAGUAUACAGCAUUCGAGGACGGAAUACAUCUGGUAGAGGUGCUGUACGAUGACGCUCCCGUACCUAAGAGUCCCUUCAGAGUAUCUGUGGUAGAGGGAUGCGAUCCAACCCGGGUUCGUGCCUAUGGGCCAGGUCUGGAGGGAGGAAUAACUAACAAAUCCAAUAGUUUUACAGUGGAGACCAGGGGCGCAGGUACAGGAGGCCUCGGCCUGACCAUCGAGGGAGCUUCGGAGGCAAAAAUCUCAUGCAAAGACAAUAAAGAUGGCAGCUGCAGUGUUGAAUACGUGCCAUACACUCCGGGAGAUUACGAUGUCAACAUCAACUAUGGAGGUCACCCAAUCCCUGGCAGUCCAUUCCGUGUGCCAGUGAAAGACCCUGUGGACCCCAGCAAAGUGAAGUGCACAGGUCCAGGUCUAGGUACCGGGGUGAGAGCCCAUAUUCCACAGACCUUUACAGUAGACUCUACUCAGGCGGGACAGGCCCCACUGGACGUCAAACUCUAUGGCCCAACAGGUACUGUGGAGCCACUAGGUGUGAAAAACAAUGGCGACGGAACUCACACAGUUCAUUACACUCCAGCACAGGAUGGACCGUACACCGUAGCGGUCAAGUAUGCAGACCAGGAAGUACCUCACAGUCCAUUCAAGGUAAUGUCUAAGCCUGGGCACGAUGCCAGUAAGGUGCGUGCCAGUGGCCCUGGUUUGGACACCAAAGGUGUGUCUGCUAGUCUGCCUGUCGAGUUCACAAUUGAUGCACGUGAUGCGGGAGAAGGACUCCUCACAGUGCAGAUUCUGGACCCAGAAGGCAAACCAAAGAAUGCAACAAUCCAGGACAACAGAGACGGCACCUACACUGUAUCAUAUGUGCCCGACUCCACUGGGCUCUACACCAUCACUAUUAAAUAUGGUGGAGAUGAGAUUCCUUAUUCUCCAUACCGUAUUCAGUCCCUGCCAACAGGAGAUGCAAGCAAAUGUCUUCUCACUGUUUCCAUUGGAGGACACGGCGUGUCGAAUCUCCAGAAACUGCAGACCUCUGAGGAUACAGUCAUCACAGUGGAUGCUAAGGCUGCUGGGAAAGGCAAGGUGACCUGUAAAGUGCUGACCCCACAGGGAGUGGAGCUGGACAUGGAUGUAGUGGAGAAUCGUGAUGGGACCUUUGACAUUUACUAUACAGCCCCGGAACCAGGGAAAUAUGUAAUCACCAUCCGCUUCGGGGGGCAGAACAUCCCCAAGAGCCCCUUUCACGUUGUGGCCACAAACGAACCGGUGGCCCCCCGUGACACAGUGGAUCCUCUGUUCCGUCCUCUUAAUUUUCUGGUCCCCUUCACACCUCAGCAGGGUGAAAUCUCAGGUGAGGUGCGAAUGCCUUCAGGCAAGACUGGCCGCCCUCAUAUCACUGACAACAACGACGGCACCAUCACAAUCAAGUACCAGCCCACAGAGAGAGGCCUGCAUGUGAUGGAUAUCAAAUAUGAUGGCAACCACAUCCCAGGAAGCCCUCUUCAGUUCUAUGUAGAUGCUGUGAACAGUGGAGUGGUGACAGCCUAUGGUCCAGGUUUGAGUUACGGCACGGUCAACAAGGCUGCCACAUUCACUGUGGUCACACAGAAUGCAGGAGAAGGUGGUCUGUCACUGGCAGUAGAGGGUCCCUCCAAGGCUGAGAUCACCUGUAAGGACAACAAAGACGGUACCUGCACUGUUUCCUACUUGCCCACAGCUCCAGGAGACUACAAUAUCAUCGUCAAGUUUGACAACAAGCACAUUCCUGGCAGUCCAUUCACUGCUAAAAUCACGGGGGAUGAUUCAAUAACCAGGACGUCUCUAUUGAACGUGGGCACAGCAGCUGAUGUGUCUCUGAAGAUCUCAGAGACUGAUCUGAGCUCUCUGACUGCCAGUGUGAGAGCGCCUUCAGGCAACGAGGAACCCUGCCUACUCAAGAGACUACCCAACAGACACCUCGGCAUCUCCUUCACCCCUAAGGAGGUUGGCGAGCACGAAGUAAGUGUGAGGAAGAAUGGCUUGCACGUAGCUAACAGCCCUUUCAAGAUCAUGGUGGGACAGUCAGAGAUUGGCGAGGCCAGCAGGGUCAAGGCCUUUGGUAAAGGUCUGGUGGAAGCACACACUUUUGAAAUGGCUGAAUUCUUUGUGGACACGAGGAAUGCAGGUUAUGGAGGUCUUGCGUUGUCGAUCGAGGGUCCGAGUAAAGUAGAUAUCAACUGUGAAGAUGUGGAGGACGGGACUUGCAGAGUCACCUACUGUCCAACCGAACCUGGAAAUUACACUGUUAAUAUUAAGUUUGCUGAAAAACACAUUCCAGGGAGCCCUUUCACAGUGAAGGUGACAGGAGAAGGAAGGAUUAAAGAGAGUAUUACUAGAAAGAGACAGGCAUCCUCCAUUGCCUCAGUAGGCAGCACAUGUGGCCUAAACCUCAAGAUUCCAGGAAACUGGUUUCAGAUGGUUUCAGCUCAGGAAAGACUGACCAGGACGUUCACCCGUAGCAGCCACACCUACACUCGCACCGAGCGCACGGAGAUCAGCAAAAUCCGUGGUGGAGAGACUAAGAGGGAGGUACGGGUGGAGGAGAGCACACAGGUGGGAGGAAAAGGAAGCCCAUUCAGGGAUGUUUUUGGAGACUUCCUGGGCAGAGAGAGCCUCAGCAGCUUCGCUGGCAUCCCCGCCAGACCUGAGGUUGAAAGUGGCUCCCAGGCAAUGACAGCUCAGGUGACCAGCCCCAGUGGAAAAACUGUGGAUGCCGACAUCAUGGAUGGAGGGAGCAACACAUACAGCGUCCGCUUCAUCCCACAGGAAAUGGGACCCCACACAGUCAAUGUCAAAUACAGGGGGCAGCAUGUCCCCGGGAGCCCCUUCCAGUUUACUGUUGGGCCCAUGGGGGAGGGAGGAGCACACAAGGUCAGGGCAGGAGGACCUGGACUCCAGAGGGGUGUGGCUGGAGCCCCAACUGAAUUCAGUAUUUGGACCAGAGAGGCCGGCGCUGGUGGACUGUCUAUUGCUGUAGAGGGCCCUAGUAAGGCUGAAAUCUCCUUUGAGGACAGGAAGGACGGCUCUUGCGGAGUCUCCUACAUAGUGAAAGAACCAGGUGACUACGAGGUGUCAAUCAAGUUCAACAAUGAGCACAUCCCCGACAGCCCGUUCAUCGUCCCCAUUGCUACGCUGUCGGAUGAGGCCCGCAGGCUCACCGUGACGAGUCUGCAUGAGAAAGACCUGAAGGUAAACCAGGAAGCAUCCUUCAUGGUUCAGCGAAAUGGGGCAAGAGGUGUGGUUGAUGCAAAAGUCCACACACCCUCCGGCUCUUCUGAGGAGUGCUACGUCACUGAACUAGACAGCGACAAGAGCGCAAUCCGCUUUAUUCCACGGGAGAAUGGCGUUCACUCAAUAGAUGUUAAGUUCAAUGGGUGCCACAUUCCUGGAAGCCCCUUUAAUGUGCGGGUUGGAGAUCCAGGCCUAAUUGGAGACCCAGGAAUGGUGACUGCACAUGGACCUGGACUUCAGGGAGGAACUACAGGCGUGGCUACGGAGUUUGUCAUCAACACCUGUAAUGCAGGCUCAGGCACUCUGUCUGUCAACAUCGACGGUCCAUCCAAGGUUAAGAUGGACUGUCGGGAGUGUCCCGAAGGCUACAAAAUCACCUACACACCAAUGGCACCUGGCAACUAUCUCAUCACCAUCAAAUACGGCGGGCCGCAGCACAUCGUGGGCAGCCCUUUCAAAGCUAAAAUCACAGGCGUCCGACUCUCAGGGGGGCACAGUCUCCACGAGACUUCAUCUGUUUUGGUGGAAACAGUUACCAAGUCUUCCAAGGUGGGAGGUGCUUACAGCGCCUCCUCCACCUCCAGCUCAACGAAGCUGUCAUCUGACGCCAGCAAAGUGGUGUGUCGCGGAGCGGGUCUGUCUAAGGCUAUGAUUGGACAGAAAAACAAUUUUACAGUCGACUGCAGCAAAGCAGGUACCAACAUGCUGAUGGUGGGCGUACAUGGGCCGCAAGCUCCGUGCGAGGAGGUGUACGUCAAACACAUGGGCAACAAGCUCUACAACGUCACCUACACCGUCAAGGACAAGGGCAGCUACACUGUCAUUGUCAAGUGGGGUGAUGACAACGUCCCUGGGAGCCCCUACAAAGUCGCUGUACCCUAAAAUAACUCGCCCAUUGUUCCGUCUCUCACUCCACCCGCCCCCUUCAGCUUUUACUUAUCACGUGCACGCAUCAAAAUACCCAGAACGUUGCUCUCCGGUGGAUCCAACUUUACUAAAGCAUUUGAUUACAGUUUUGCUGAUGAAACAGUAACUGUGGUGCCAAAGAUUCUUUUUUUGUUUUGUUAAUUAACUCUAAUUUUGACAUUCUAAGAAUGCAGUCAUCUUCAAAGUCAUGCCAAGGCAACCUUACGUGAUUUAUAAGCCUAAGGGUGAUGUUGGUUAAAUGUUUUUUUUUUCUUGGUCCAUUAAGUUUCUCCUUUCCAUUUUUGUUGUGUUGUAAACAAAAAAAAAACAACAAAAAAACAACUUAUAUAUGAAUGCUGAUAAAUGUUGGAAUAGUCAGCAGCGGAUAUGUGUGUGAUGCAUUAUGGUUUUGUAUGGUUUAAGCGUUGAGAAAAGUGGCUUUUUUUUUUGUUAUAUUAACCUAUUUUUGGUAAGUCUUUGCAGACUUAAUAAAGAUUUUACUGCUUCCUA
Cynoglossus semilaevis (tongue sole) is the source of this 9114-nucleotide messenger RNA. Its product is annotated as filamin-C-like. The record is from RefSeq and is a predicted model, not a curated record. The transcript has 44 exons. Gene Ontology annotation, biological process: actin cytoskeleton organization. Lineage: Eukaryota; Metazoa; Chordata; Actinopteri; Pleuronectiformes; Cynoglossidae. Gene Ontology annotation, molecular function: actin filament binding. The coding region runs from base 691 to 8580 and encodes 2629 amino acids.